CGGCGAAUCCGACAGCGGGUUCCUUAUAAUUAUAUUUUGACAUCUUUCCUGGUGUCGACAUAAUCUACGUGGUUUUCGCCUAAAUUUUAUUUUUCUCAUUGACAUUGGUUGAAAAAAAGGCGCCAAUGAGAAAAAUAAAAUUUAGGCAAAAACCACGUAGAUUAUGUCGACACCAGGAAAGAUGUCAAAGUAUAAUUAUAAGGAACCCGCUGUCGGAUUCACCGAAAAAUUUUGCACCUAGCGCCCAAUUUUUACCUAAUUUGGUGCUGCGCGGCAAAAGUACCUAAUUUUCUAAUGUUUGCUCGUGUCCAUUUUCUCUUUUUACAUACAUUAAAAACUUAUAAAACUCCACCACUGACAAAUAAACCUGUUCCAAAGAAAAUGGUACGUGAAACAUCUUCGAAAAACAGUAAGUAAAUGGGUAUCACAAGUGCCUUCCAAUGUAAAAAAAAUAUCCGAGAAUAUUAGAAGAAUAAUAAUUUUCACUCAUUUUUGUGAGAACAACUGACUAUCAUUAGUUUUAAACGAAAAAUAUUAAUGAUCAGUAUUUGCAAAAAAAACAAUAAUUAUAAUCAUUUGUUAAAAAGGAUAUUAAUUAUAAUUAGUUUUUAUAGAAGAAAAUAUAUCUCGAAUUUCUUGAGGCAAAAGUGUUAAUCAUCAUUAGUCUUUCAAAACAAAAUACCUAAUUAAUCAGUACUUUUUCUGAAAAAAUCUUAUGAUUUUCACUAUCUUUUAAACCUCGGAUUUUGACGUACGGGAACUCUGGUCUCUGACUUUGUAUUGGAUCUUCAACCUUAUUCUUCCCAUAGCUGUUGUCAGCGCAUCGUUGAAAUUCACGUACGUCAAUAUUGGAGCACCAGGUCACUGCAAUGUAUAUAAUCAAUCGACGUUAGCCGUUUACAUUCAACAAUUGUUAUUUAUGCGAUCAGUCAAAAUAAUUGAAAACACAAAUGUACCGGCUCAUUUACUUGGAGACAGCGCAUUUUCGUUGUCGGCGAAUUUAAUGAAACCGCAACGGGAAUUCCCGUGGAGACUUCGGGAACGGGAACACGGGAACGGGAACGAUACUAAAAGUUGACGUUCCCGAAAAUCGUUUUGUUUUAUUUUUAUAUGUAUUGAAAUAUGUUUAUAUAACAGCUUUUUAACAACAUUUAAACAAAACUCAGUUAUAUGAUUAGCCAAAAGUAGCCCCAAUCAUAAUUUUAUUUUUUAUUUAAUGUCAUAUCACAAGUUGCGCAAUGUGUGAUGUCGCGAGACGCUAGUGGAUGAUAGGGAUACUUCUCACACACGCGAAAAAUGAAACAGGAAUAUGAAUUUCGAAAGCAUUACGGGAACGGGAACGAAAAUAUUUUUACGGGAACGGGAAUGCGGGAACGGGAACAAAAAUUUUUUGCACGGGAACGGGAAACGGGAACGAAGAAAAGUCGUUCCCGCAGGACACUAGCGUUUGGUCAGUUAAAAAAUCGUUUUCGACUAUUACAUCGAGAGAUGGAAUAUGAUAUUGACAACGUCGCAAACAUCAUCAAAACAGCUGUUAUUUUACAUAAUUUUUGUGUCAAUAUUCGUGAUAAUGUUGAAGUUGGGUGGGAGUUACCGAACCCUUAUACAAAAAAACUGAAUUAUACGGCAACAACACAUAUUGCCACACAAAUUCGUCAAGCACUGGCAACACAGUCCAUUGAAUACUAA
This is a messenger RNA of Didymodactylos carnosus, 1689 nucleotides long. NCBI's taxonomy places the organism in Eukaryota, Metazoa, Rotifera, Eurotatoria, Philodinida, Philodinidae. The record is from the annotation of a GenBank genome assembly.